Molecule: messenger RNA, 1203 nt
Organism: Macrobrachium nipponense
Lineage: Eukaryota; Metazoa; Arthropoda; Malacostraca; Decapoda; Palaemonidae
Exons: 2
Coding region: 340-855 (171 amino acids)
Source: RefSeq, a predicted model, not a curated record
AAGAGGUGGGAAGGGGGUGUGACAUAAAAAAUAAUCUAAAACAACAGAUAUCAGUGUCUAAUCCAUAGAUUUCAAGGUCGCUGAGAUAAAUAGUGAUGCUCUUGAUGCCCUUUAAUUCCUUGUUCAGCCCUGAUAGGAAGGGGGGUUAGAAGGGGUGGGAAGGGAGGGGACAUAAAAAACUGAAAAUGACGGGUAUUAAUGUCUAAUCCAUAGUUUUUGAUGUCGUUGAGAUGAACAGUGACACUUCCAACCAUCUUUUAACACGUUUCCUGCGACAGCCAUAAUGGCUGGAAUGCUGGUACUGCGACAGUAGUAAAACUGCUCUAUCAUCAGUACCAAAUGAGACAACAAAGGGAGAGGUUGUUCAUGCUUGUCUCUCACAAGAUAGACUUUGUUGAGGUGUUACAAUGUUGGCUUCCAACUUUUAUGGAAGUAAAAAAAAAUCUGAUAGAAAUGAAAGCUCCAAUUCUGAAGAAGACACUUCUGAAGAAGACACUUCUGAAGAAGACACUUCUGAAGAAGACACUUCUGAUGAUGAAUAUAUUCAUUCAGCAACAGGAAGCAGUUCAUCAAGUGAAAUCUCUCCAUGAUGAUUCUGAAAAUCAAAUCACUGAAGAAGAGCAAGAAAAUGAGGAAGAAAAUGAGGAAGAAAUUUUGAAUGAAAACACAAGUCCACCAAAUGCUGAGUGGAUAAAAGUGACUAAGAAAGCUCAACAACAUGGAUUUACUGGGAAAGAACUUUGUGUAACUGUGCAUCCAUCGUCUACAGAUAACCAAAUUUGGCCUAUUGAUGUUUACAAACAAAUAAUUACUUCAAGGAAUCUAUUGUCUUAUACUAUACUAGUGGUAUCAUGAAGGAAAAUAACAAACCAGGAAAAACAAGUAUGAAUAUUUCAGGAAAAUCUUCACAUUGUCUCAAAGAAGCAGAAGGACAGAAAAGAAAACAAGGAAACGAUGCAGAGGCUGCUACGAAAUGUUAGCAGCAAAUGAAGGAUCCAAAGUGGCCAAAAUCAAGUCAACAAAGGUUUCCACAUAUUGUGACUCAUGUGAUGGCACUCCAUAUCUAUGUUUAUCAUGUUUCAAUCUCAAACAUAACAAGUGAUAUGAUUUUUCAUUAGCAAAUGGAAUGGAAAACUAAUUUUCUUAUAUACUGAAUGUCAGACAAAUUUUCUUUGCAAUUAUUUCAAUAAAACUUUGUUUUUU